AUGACAACCAAUAUAUCAGAGUGCUUCAAUGGUGUAUUGAAAGGUGCACGGGGCCUUCCUAUUGCCGCGUUGGUUGAGUUCACUUGGAACAAACUUGUUCAAUAUUUCCACGACCGUCGAAAAGAAUACCUUUUUGAGUUCUCAGAGGGUAAGAAAUGGAGUAAAUAUGCCUUCUCCAAGUGGGAUGAGAAUAAGCGUAAAUCUGAGAAACAUUAUCUCAAGCCAUUUAGCAAUGAAGAGCUGAUAUUUCAAAUAGUUACCCAACUCAACACGUGUAGUGCAGGAGGGGGAAACCACAGUUAUGAAGUUCGGUUACAGGAAAGAACAUGCAGUUGUGGGAAAUGGCAAAACAUAGGGAUCUCGUGUUCACAUGCAAUUAGAGUAUGUGACUAUUUACAUAUUGAUUCGAGCACAUAUAUUCACCCGUGUUAUGGUUUGAACAAUGCCAUUAACACUUAUGAGCAUGCAUUUGUGGUUCCUAAGUCGUAG
Quercus robur (English oak) is the source of this 489-nucleotide messenger RNA. RefSeq lists its product as uncharacterized. Lineage: Eukaryota; Viridiplantae; Streptophyta; Magnoliopsida; Fagales; Fagaceae. Gene Ontology annotation, molecular function: zinc ion binding. The transcript has a single exon. The record is from RefSeq and is a predicted model, not a curated record. The coding region runs from base 1 to 489 and encodes 162 amino acids.